Molecule: messenger RNA, 1089 nt
Organism: Cololabis saira (Pacific saury)
Lineage: Eukaryota; Metazoa; Chordata; Actinopteri; Beloniformes; Belonidae
Gene: smn1
Product: survival of motor neuron 1, telomeric
Exons: 8
Coding region: 79-927 (282 amino acids)
Biological process (GO): mRNA processing
Cellular component (GO): nucleus; cytoplasm
Molecular function (GO): RNA binding
Source: RefSeq, a predicted model, not a curated record
UCGAUUUAACGCGGAACCAUAAAUCAGGCUAUAGUUUAAAAACUAGCAAAAGCUAGCACCGACGUUCAAGAGGUCCACAUGGCGAACGGAUGCAAAGACGUGCUUUUUACCCGCGGGUCUGGACAGAGUGAUGAUUCAGAUAUAUGGGAUGACACCGCACUGAUAAAGGCAUAUGACAAGGCUGUGGCAUCAUUCAAGACUGCCCUUAAGGGUGAAGAAGAGCCUCAGGCCUCCAAGAAAAAUCAACCCGGGAAGAAACGCAAGAGUAACAAAAAAAACCAAAGCAGGAAAAGAAACAAUGCACCACCAGAUAAAGAGUGGCAGGUUGGGGACUCGUGCAGUGCUUACUGGUCAGAAGAUGGCCUGCUCUAUCCAGCCACGAUUUCCUCCAUAGACCACAAGAGGGGCACCUGUAUAGUAGUUUUUAUGGGCUAUGGCAAUGAAGAAGAGCAGAACCUUGAAGACUUGUUGUCAGAGAUAUCCGAAGUUGAUGAAGAAUCAAAUUCUAAGGUGGGGGAGGUAGAAUCGACUACUGAGGAGAGUGACAGGUCAACCACACCAAACCGACACAAGCACCAGCCGCACAGUAAAGCCCAUACGUCCAAGCCCCAUAAUGGACCUCCUCCCACGUGGGCUCCUGGUUUCCCUGGAUUUCCCCCAGGCCCACCUCCCAUGCAUGCUUUCAGACGGGGGGAAAACAAACGAUCCGGUGGUCAUGGACCUACACCUCCUUCUUGGCCACCCAUGAUGCCGUUUGGUCCACCUAUGAUCCCUCCACCUCCACCAAUGAGUCCUGACAUGGAUGACGAAGCCUUGGGCAGCGUGCUCAUAUCCUGGUACAUGAGUGGAUAUCACACAGGAUACUACCUGGGCUUGAAACAAGGACGGAAAGAAGCUGCUAAAUGGACAAAACCGCACCACAAAUGAUGUCUUGUACAUGAAAUUGGAGUUUCUUUGGGCCCCGCAUGAAGCAGCAGCGGUUUACUCUUAUGUGUCGGAUGUUUGUCCUUUAAAGAAACCGUUUUCACUUCAUUGUGGGGCGGGCAAAGUUUUGUACUUUUUGUAUAUAAAAUGAAAUAAAGCCUUUCA